Molecule: messenger RNA, 4594 nt
Organism: Danio aesculapii
Lineage: Eukaryota; Metazoa; Chordata; Actinopteri; Cypriniformes; Danionidae
Gene: tspan17
Product: tetraspanin 17
Exons: 8
Coding region: 361-1194 (277 amino acids)
Biological process (GO): regulation of vascular endothelial growth factor signaling pathway; protein localization to plasma membrane; protein maturation
Cellular component (GO): membrane
Source: RefSeq, a predicted model, not a curated record
CGCUUCUCUGCACUCGCUGGAUUGUUUGAUAGCAGUGGAUUGUUUUCUUCGGGACGUCCAAAACAAGGUUAAAAUAUCCAACACAUCUCAUGACAGCAAUCCAAAACAAGCGGGGAUUUUCAUGGGGGACCAGGGGCUUUAAUUUCCCCACCCAUUUAACCCCUCAGCCGUUGACUAUAUGAUCAAAACGGAGGAAUUCGGCUGUGAGGAAAAGCGCUUGUUGAUGGUGCAUUGUUGUGGUUUGCGAUGUGUCGCUGGCUCGCCGCCUUUUCGGCUAAAAUAUAGACAAAUGAAUCGUUUUCGGCUAGUAUUUCUGCCUUUUGGUGUAGUUUUUCGGAGCUGAUCGUGGAUUCGACACAAAUGAAUCGUGGCCUGGACAAAAUGAGCAGAAAACAGCAUCACUUUAAAGGAGCAGAGGUCAGCUGCUGUGUCAAAUACUUCUUAUUUGGGUUCAACAUCAUAUUUUGGUUGCUGGGAGCUGCAUUCCUGGGUAUUGGACUUUGGGCCUGGGCAGAAAAGGGAGUGCUGUCCAACAUUUCCUCCAUCACGGAUCUGGGCGGCUUCGACCCCGUCUGGCUCUUCAUCGUUGUGGGAGGGGUGAUGUUCAUCCUGGGGUUUGCAGGAUGCAUCGGUGCGCUGCGGGAGAACACUUUCCUGCUGAAAUUUUUUUCAGUGUUUCUGGGCCUCAUCUUCUUCCUGGAGCUCACAGCUGGCAUUUUAGCCUUCGUCUUUAAAGACUGGAUCAAAGACCAGCUGAACUUCUUCAUCAACAACAAUGUUAAAGCAUAUCGAGAUGACAUUGACCUCCAGAAUCUUAUUGACUUUGCUCAAGAAUAUUGGUCGUGUUGUGGUGCUCAUGGACCGAAUGAUUGGAACCUGAACAUCUAUUUCAACUGCACCGACUUCAACCCGAGCCGGGAAAGGUGUGGUGUUCCCUUCUCCUGUUGCGUCAAAGAUCCUGCUGAGGAUGUCCUGAAUACACAGUGUGGAUAUGAUGUGCGGCUUCAAGUGGAGUUGGAUCAGCAGAAGUACAUUUACACCAAGGGCUGCGUGGGACAGUUUGAAAAGUGGCUUCAGGACAAUCUGAUCGUUGUUGCUGGGGUGUUUGUGGGGAUUGCAUUAUUACAGAUUUUUGGCAUCUGUCUGGCUCAGAAUUUGGUGAGUGACGUCAGAGCGGUCAAAGCCAACUGGUGACCCUUUGCAGACCAGAGAAAUAACAGUUUACACACCACUGAGCUGCAAAGUUCCUCUCUAUUAACCCUACAGACGCUGUGUGUUAGCUCUCCAAAAACCCACUGUCCAUCAAUAUGUCCGUCUUAUAUUUUGUAUGUGAAACCAAGCUCUUAUGGAGGCUGGAGAUAGAUGGAGUUAUCUGUGAUCGAACGGAUUCCCGUCAACCUGUGGAUGACGUGCUUAUAGAGAAACACACAGAUCAACCACUGAGACUUGAAACGGAGCAGCCAUGAACUUAAAGCCUUACAGCAGUGUGUGUGUGUGUUUCUCUGUACGCUUCAGCUUUUUAUAGUGACUCUAGCUUCUGAUUGGCUCUCUGUUGCGCAGGGCGUCCAAUCAGAACGACGUACUUGAUAAUAAUGACAUGUAAUGCAUUUAUUUUGUGUGCGUUCGGUUCUACCACUACUGUUGGCGAGCGUGUUGUCUGUCUGUACAGUUUUGAUCGAGAGCGUAAAAUAAUCUACUGUUUCUGCUUCUGAAUCUUUUCCGUCUUCGCUAAUCUGCUCGGUAGAUAGCUGUAGUGACACUAAUGAUGUAUUAUUAUAAUCAUGAUGCUGCUUUAAGUCAUAGAUGAUAAUAUACAUCGCUAUACUAACCAACUGUACUUUUGUUUGCGUAUGAUCAUGCCUUAUUGAGCCCUACAGAGAUGGUAGCAGAAGCCGUUUCACUGCACAUGAAGCUUUUAUUUUGCUACUCGGUCUGCGUCAUUUGCAUGCAAUCAUCUGUAAAGAAUGACAUGCACGGCAUUGCAGGCCUAUUUAAACACACGCACAUAUGUAGAUGCAUACGUGUGUGUUCAUUUCGCAUUCAUUGAGUCGUGAGCUACCGCUGAUAAUGUGCAAAGAUUAAGGAUGUCCUGUGUAUUUAAUCAUUUGUACGUGGAGCUCCGUUUUGUUUUUUGGGGGUCUUUAUAACCUGUGUUAGUAUCGGAGCGAAUGCUGAAAUGUGGGAUUGCUCUCCUGUGGUGUUUUCUGGAGGAGUUUGCUGACUCCUGCUGGUGUAUAUAAGAGGAGCGGAUGAGAUUAUAUGCUAAAGAUGAUGUUUAGACCACUUUGUGUGUGCAACCAAAUGGGGGACUUUUCAUAAAACGUGGCAGGGUUGCAUUUCAUCGAGAAAACAUUUAUUAAAAGUAUAGCUAGUUGGAGAAAAUGAAGCACAUUUAGCCUUAAAUUCUGAUUACCUUAAAUAAUAAAUCAUGUAUAUAUAAAAAUAAUUAAGCUAUCGCUUGGGAAUUCAGGAUUAACUGGGUGUGUUUGAUUAAAAUGUGUAUUUUUUAUUUAAUAAAGGUCUGAUUAAUGUUUCUUUCAAAGUUAUAUGAGGGACAUAUGGUUUAAAUCUUAUAUAAAAAAACAAGAUAUAUAAUAAACUUAGUGAAAUAAUCAGGUUUAUUCAAUUAUAUUGUUAUAAACAUACUCUAAAUCAGUGUUUCCCAACCCUGUUCCUGAAGGCACACCAACAGUACACAUUUUCAACCUCUCCCUAAUCAAACACACCUGAAUCAUCUUAUCAUAACAUCAGAAGAGACUCCAACACCUGAAGUUAACGGGUCAGAAAAAGGGGACAUACAAAAUAUGUACUGUUGGUGUGCCUCCAGGAACAGUGUUGGGAAACACUGAUCUAAAUGACAACAUUUUAAAUAUGCAAGAAAUAUCAUCAGACGUUUUUUUUUUUUACUUGAGCACAUAAAUAUUAUUCAUAAAUGACUUGAAUAAUGAAUUGAAUAUAAACAUGUCUAAAUGAUGCUCUAAAUCAGUGUUUCCCAACCUUGUUCCUGGAGGCACACCAACAGUACAUAUUUUGGAUGUCUCCCUUAUCUGACUAAUUAACUUCAGGUUUUGGAGUCUCUUCUUAUGUUCUAAUUAGGUGAUUCAGGUGUGUUUGAUUAGGGAGAGGUUGAAAAUGUGUACUGUUGGUGUGCCUUCAGGAACAGGGUUGGGAAACACUGCUCUAAAUAAUGACUUUUCAAUUUGCAAGAAAUAUGAUCAGGAGUUUACAGAACUUUUUUUUUUACUUAAGCACAUAAUCAUAUAUAAAUCAUGAAUCCAGAGAUACUGAGAAUUUCUGAGUGGUCAUGUGAAUGUGAAUGUUAGAAGUUUUCCUCCUUACUUUAUAUAUUUAUAUAUUUAAACUGUAAUAAAAGUGCACUGCCUUUAAUUAAUUGAAAAAUAAUGAUAUCACUGUAGGGCAAAUAUAUAUUAGAGUGGAACGUCUUAAUUCAGCUCAUUGAGAAUAAAACUCAUUAAUUUCUUUAUUUUUAUUCUGUAAAGGUCUGAUUAAUGUUUCUUACAAAUUUUAAAUAAUGAAUAUUGGUCCAAAUAAACAUUAAAAAGACACAUUGCACUAAAAUGCCUUAAAUUGAAUAUAAACAUGUCUGGAGUUAUGCUCUAAAUGACAACAUUUUGAAUUAGCAAGAAAUAAGAUCAGGGUUUACAGAACUUUUUUUUUUUACCUUAAGCAGUGCACUGCCUUUAUUUAAAUGAAAUAUUAUUAUAUCAAUGUAGUGCGAAUAUGAAUUAAAGUGAUAUGAUCUUAAUUAUUAAACAUAGUAAGAAUUAAAAUAAUUAAUUUCUGAUUAUUAAUUUCUGAUGUUUCUGAUUAAUGUUUCUAAUCUUAUAAAAAUAAAACAAGAUAUAAACAUAAAAAACAUAUUCCACUAAAUUGUCUAAAAUUGAAUAUAAACAUGUCUGAAAUUAUGCUAUAAAUGACGACAUUUUGAAUUUGCAUAAUAUGAUCAGGAGUUUUACGGAGCAAUUUUUUUUCUUAAGCUCAUAAUUAUAAAUCUAAAUCAUAAAUUUAGUUUCUCUGGAUUCAUGAUUUGUGAUAUAUAAUCAUGUGCUUUUAUAAUUAUGAAGUUUUCCUCUUAGCUAUAAACACAUAAAUGUAUAAAUAAUAAACUGAGAAAGUGCUCUGUAUCACUAUUCCACUAUAGCUGUAUACAUUUAUAUAUUUAAACUAAUAAAAUAAGAGUAAUACAGAUAAUAAAAAGAGCACUCUUUAAUUCACUUCAUUAUAAAUAUAGCACUGUAGUGCAACAACAACAAAAAUAAUUAAGUGACAAAAACUUAAUUCAGCUUAAUUAGAAUUAAAAUUAUGUAUAGUAUAAUAUAUAUCUAAUAAUAUAAAUUAAAAUGGUGAUUACAAUUUAGGGAAAAUGUGUGUGAAAUGCAACCUGAAGAUGUUUUUGUGAAAUUUACCCAAAUAUUUUUAUUUUUGUAUCUCUUUCUCUUAUAUCAAUGGCCUUUUAUUUAGUUUUUUGGGUUUUUUUUCUGCACAAAGACUCUUAACAUUCCCUUUUAGGGCCUCUUGCAUAUCAUGAAUGUAAAGAUAAACUCUUACUAAUGUUAUGUCAUAUAUAUAUAUA